GAACGGACACGGCCGGCCCGUACUCGUUGAGGGUGACGCGGGCUUGGUGUCACCGAUCGUGAAAAAAGGCUCCGGGCCCUGGGCAUGGCCAAAGAGGGGAAGUAGCGAGAUAUGGAGUCUCCGGCCGGAGGCGCGCAAGGCACGAUGGCAGUGAGUGUGCAAAGUCUGCCAUGUGAUGGGGGACAGCGGUCGAGAUGGGGACAUGGCCCCGGGCGCGAGUGCGUCGGGACGGACGCAAGAAACGAACCACCGUUAUCAGACGUCGUGGGGUGGGUCCCCCCAAAUAGUGCGCUUCCGAGGGGCGACGACGGAACGUGGAGACGGAAGACAGAAGGCCUCCUUUGUUUGGCCCCCGCGACCCGCGACGCACUGGCCCGUUGGGCUUCAAUUUUG
This is a messenger RNA of Trametes versicolor FP-101664 SS1, 393 nucleotides long. RefSeq lists its product as uncharacterized. The record is from RefSeq and is a predicted model, not a curated record. Lineage: Eukaryota; Fungi; Basidiomycota; Agaricomycetes; Polyporales; Polyporaceae. The annotation marks the transcript as partial. The transcript has 2 exons.